AUGCAUCUCUGGACGCAGGCGGAGGCAGGGGGCGUUGGCUCAGGUUCGGGGGAUAAUGGUUUGGUCUGUGCUCCCCUGACUAGGGAGACAGGUUGGCUCAAGCAGUCCAUCUCCGAGUCUGGGGAGACGGCUUGCGCUGUUCGUUCCUCGGUGUGGCCGAAGCGAUCGAUUCUGGCUCAGCACCCCCAGGAAACUGCGACCUUCAAGGACGUGGCUGUGGUCUUCACUGAGGAAGAGCUGGCGCUACUGGACUCCGCCCAGAUAAGCCUGUACCGAGACGUGAUGCUGGAGAACUUCAGGAACCUGCUCCAAAUUCUCUUUCUCCUCAUAAGGGAUGGGAUCAAAAACAAUAUUUCAAAUCUUCAAGAAAAAGGGUUGAGUUGCCUCUCACAAGAAGUGCUCUACUGUUGGCAGAUUUGGAGACAAAAGCUCAGUGAAUCAACGGUGAGUCACGAUUGUGCCAUGAAUCUUCAGGGAGACUGUUUCCAAUAUUUAGAAGACGUUUCUCUCUGUGAAGAGUGGGCAGGAGUGUCUCUUCAGAUUUCUGAAAAUGAAAACAAUGCAAUAGGUGCCAUUAACUUAGCAAAUCCAGCUGGCACAGCUUGGAAAGGCCUGACGCAUAUCCUUACCCCAGAAUCUUGGAGGAAAGCCAACAGAAUGACUGCACCCCAGAAUUCUCAGGGAAGAUGGAAGAAAAGUCAUACAGAAGAGAAACUAUAUGGAUGUGUUUGGUGUGAUGACAGCUUCAGUCGGACCUCAUGGGAGUGGGAUGGUCCCCAAGAAUGUAAAGGAGAGGAACCUUGUAGAUACACGGACUGUGUGGAAAGCUUGGUUAUGAAAUCAACAGUUAAACAACAUAACAUGGCCCAUGCAGUUCCGCAACCUUCCAGAUGCAGUAACUAUGGAAUGGACGUCACAGAGGAUGCAGAUUUUCAUGCUUAUCACAGCGUUCACAUCACAGAAGAAUCCUGUAAAUGUGACCAGUGCGGAAAGGACUUUGGUCAGAGCUCAGAUCUUAUUGUUCAUUAUAAAACCCACUCAGCUGAGAGACCUUAUGACUGUGAAAAGUGGGCUCAGGGCUGCAAACAGAGCUCAGACCCUCCCAGAUACCAAAAAGGCCCCUCAGGAGACAAAUCCUACAAAUGUCUCGAAUGUGGCAAGGGCUUCAGGCGCAACUCCUCUCUUCACAACCAUCAUAGAGUCCACACGGGGAAGAUGCCCUACAAAUGUGAUGUGUGUGGAAAGGGGUUCGGGUUCAGGUCCUUUCUUUGUAUUCAUCAGGGAAUACACACAGGGAAAAAGUCCUAUAAAUGUGAAGAGUGUGGGAAGGGCUUUGAUCAGAGCUCCAAUCUGCUUGUCCAUCAGAGAGUCCACACUGGAGAGAAACCCUACAAAUGCAGGGAGUGUGGCAGAUGCUUCAGUUCAAGCUCCGUACUGCAAGUCCACCGGAGUUUGCACACAGGGGAGAAGCCUUACAGGUGUGGUGAGUGUGGAAAGGGCUUCAGCCAAAGCACUCACCUUCACAUUCACCAGAGAGUUCACACCGGGGAGAAACCCUACAAAUGCAAGGUGUGUGGAAAGGCGUUUGCAUACAGUUCUGUCCUUCACACCCAUCAGAGAGUUCACACAGGAGAAAACCCUUAUAAGUGCAAAGUGUGCAGUAAGGGCUUCAGUUACAGCUCAUAUUUUCACUUACAUCAAAGAGAUCACACCAAAGAGAAACCAUAUAAAUGUGGUGAGUGUGGGAAGGGCUUCAGUCGGAAUUCAGAUCUUCAUCUCAGAGUCCACACAAGAGAGAGGCCCUAUAAGUGCAAAGAAUGUGGUAAGGGCUUCAGUCGUAACUCAUAUCUUCUUUCUCAUCAGAGAGUACAUACAGAUGAGAUGCACUAUCCAUGGCACGAGCAUGGCAAAGAUUUUAGUUAUAGCUCAGACCUGCUUCCUCAUCAAAGACUGCACAAGAGGACGGAAGCAUUAUAA
Messenger RNA from Rhinolophus ferrumequinum (greater horseshoe bat), 1977 nucleotides. It is a transcript of the gene ZNF285, whose product is annotated as zinc finger protein 285. The record is from RefSeq and is a predicted model, not a curated record. Gene Ontology annotation, molecular function: RNA polymerase II cis-regulatory region sequence-specific DNA binding; DNA-binding transcription factor activity, RNA polymerase II-specific. Lineage: Eukaryota; Metazoa; Chordata; Mammalia; Chiroptera; Rhinolophidae. Gene Ontology annotation, biological process: regulation of DNA-templated transcription.